Messenger RNA from Phyllopteryx taeniolatus (common seadragon), 1658 nucleotides. RefSeq names its product hemogen (gene hemgn). The transcript is spliced from 4 exons. The record is from RefSeq and is a predicted model, not a curated record. The coding region runs from base 175 to 1125 and encodes 316 amino acids. NCBI's taxonomy places the organism in Eukaryota, Metazoa, Chordata, Actinopteri, Syngnathiformes, Syngnathidae.
UUAGUCGGCGAGGAGAAACCAUGGAGGGAAACCGGACUGAAACGAAAUCGAAUGCGCAACAGCGCCACCUACGAGCAGAAACGCCCAGCCCAGCGCCUCCUAAAGGGAAAACGGCAAAGCCUAAAAAACAACACCUUUCAACAAGCUGCCGUUCAUUCAUAGCCAGGACUUGCCAUGGAGGAGACGUUGCAGCAAGAGAUUGAAUAUAAAAGCCAGAAUGAAGAAGACCAAGGCGGGAUCCGUCGCCGAUUGAGGGACAGGGAACUUCUCAAGAGGAGAAGAGCCGAAACGGAGGAGAAGGAGACUUACCAGUGGGUUUUGGGGUUGGAGAGCCUGGGGAAAAAACAAAGGGCUGAACAGAGGAGUGGCACAAAGAGGAGGGGGAGACCCAGGAAGACGGAUUCCACACCGGAAAGUUCUUUCACCCAGGAAUGCGAGGUCGUGGAGCCUGACGCUCCUGCUGUAGUAGUUCUUCCGCAAUCAGGGGAGGUGAUACCAGCGUUGGCAUUAGACUCUCUACUCGCUCUGGCCAGUGGAACUUUGGAACCAGUCUUGAAAUGGUUGCCAAACCCUGUCCUUACUCCAGAUCCCAACGUAGCACUGGUAUCAUCUCCAGAUCUUGUUACGCCUCCCAUCGCAGUUUAUCCAGCUCAAACCCAAGAUUCAUCCACUGCUCCAAAUAUUUUUCCGCCUCCCACUGCAGUUCUUUCAGCUUUGGCCCAAGAUCUGGCCACCGUUUCAGAUCAAACUUCAGCUCCAAAUCUUGCUAUGCCUUCCACCUCAGUUCUUCCAGAUCUGUCCACCGCUCCAGAUCAGGCUUUAGCUCCAGAUUCAGAUCUUGUUCUGCCUCCCACUGUAGUUCCUCUCGCUCCUGCCCAAGACCUGUCCACAGCUCCAGUUCAAUAUUCAGCUCCAGAUGUUGCUCCUGUCUCAGGUCCAUCCCAGGCCCUUGUUACAGAAGCAGUCGGAACGCCUUACAGUGCCCCUCAACAAGUGGAGACCCUGUCCACCAAGACACAAGACAGAGAGAACCUCGAUCUGGUCCUAAAUGAAGACUUGGGCCCAGACGAGUUGGAAAAAGAUGUACCUCUGACUCAGGACAGAACAGCUGAUGCAGGUGAUUGAAUUUGUCUAAGGGGAAAUAGAGACAGUUUAUCUAAUUGCGUAGCAACAUAUUGUCAGUUUUCUUUUCCCACAUAUGAGCGAGAACUCGUCAAAAAAAGAGCCGGAACAAAAUGAGAUAUUCACAAUCCCAUCAUUGCCCUUCCCACCGCAAGACUACCUCCCAGGAAAUUGAUUCGGAUUCUCUUUAACUACUCUUCAGACACUGGCUCAUUACAAGAGGCACAUGGGCUGUUUUUUUUUGUUCCGUUAUUUGCUUUAGUAUUAUUUUUGUUCAAAAUGCAGUGAUGGAUGUUGCACCAGAACAAACAAUAAAUUAAUUGUUCCUCCUAAUAAAACCAAUGACUUUCUCGCCAUUGGCAAGUAUUAUUUUUUAAAAUUGUAUUCGUAUCAAGCUGCAAUAUCAUUGUAAAUGGGGAAUUAUUUUUGUGGGGAUUUUUAAAGCUGUUUCACCCAAUAAAAUAUAUUGCCAAUGUAUCUGGUUAUUCCUAUUCAUUGUUAUGUUAUCUUGGCUAAAAUAAAUGUGUUGAGACUGA